Messenger RNA from Clarias gariepinus (North African catfish), 7299 nucleotides. RefSeq names its product mitogen-activated protein kinase kinase kinase kinase 4 (gene map4k4). NCBI's taxonomy places the organism in Eukaryota, Metazoa, Chordata, Actinopteri, Siluriformes, Clariidae. The record is from RefSeq and is a predicted model, not a curated record. Gene Ontology annotation, molecular function: ATP binding; protein kinase activity. Gene Ontology annotation, biological process: protein phosphorylation. Bases 266 to 4762 code for a protein of 1498 amino acids. The transcript has 32 exons.
AUGGACUGAAGCUGGGAGCUGCACUCCGCCUACACACACACACACACACAGGCAGACAGCGCGGCGGAAACGGUCUCCUGCGUUCAGGGAAAGAAAAGGAAGAAAAAUACAAAUAUUUAUUUCACAAUACGCCUAUAUAUUACACUAAACAGAAGAGUGAUUCGUGCGCCGGACGAUGUUAGACGGAGUGUCGGAUGCAGGCUGUGUGUGACGGCGCAGGCGCAGUGAAGGCUGAUCCCGGAGCUCGGCUACAGCAGGAGGGAAGAUGGCGAACGAUUCUCCUGCGAAGAGCCUGGGGGACAUAGACCUCGCCUCUCUGCGGGACCCUGCUGGGAUUUUCGAGCUGGUCGAGGUGGUGGGCAAUGGCACAUAUGGACAAGUGUAUAAGGGUCGACAUGUCAAAACAGGACAGCUGGCCGCCAUCAAGGUCAUGGACGUCACCGAGGAUGAAGAGGAAGAAAUCAAGCUGGAGAUCAACAUGCUGAAGAAAUACUCGCACCAUCGCAACAUCGCCACCUACUACGGAGCAUUCAUCAAGAAGAGCCCGCCGGGGCACGACGACCAGCUCUGGUUGGUGAUGGAGUUCUGUGGUGCUGGUUCCAUCACAGACCUGGUAAAGAACACUAAAGGCAACUGGCUGAAGGAAGACUGGAUCGCGUACAUCUCCAGAGAAAUCCUCAGGGGCUUGGCUCAUCUACACGCCCACCAUGUUAUCCACCGAGAUAUUAAAGGCCAGAACGUGCUGCUGACUGAAAACGCAGAAGUCAAACUGGUUGACUUUGGUGUGAGUGCUCAGCUGGACCGCACCGUGGGCCGCAGGAAUACUUUCAUCGGAACACCAUACUGGAUGGCACCCGAAGUCAUCGCCUGUGACGAAAACCCUGAUGCUACCUACGACUACAGGAGUGAUCUGUGGUCUUGUGGAAUCACGGCUAUAGAGAUGGCUGAAGGAGCACCGCCGCUGUGUGACAUGCACCCGAUGCGAGCGCUCUUCCUUAUCCCCAGAAACCCUCCACCAAGGCUCAAGUCCAAGAAAUGGUCUAAGAAGUUCUUUAACUUCAUUGAAAGCUGUCUAGUGAAGAACUACACUCAGAGGCCGACUACAGAGCAGCUGCUGAAACACCCGUUCAUCCGAGACCAGCCGAACGAGAGACAAGUGCGCAUCCAGCUCAAAGAUCACAUCGACCGCACCCGCAAGAAGAGGGGAGAGAAAGACGAAACAGAGUAUGAAUACAGUGGCAGUGAGGAAGAGGAGGAGGAAACUCCAGAGCAGGAGGGAGAACCAAGCUCUAUCGUGAACGUGCCAGGCGAGUCGACCCUGCGGCGGGACUUCAUCCGUCUGCAGCAGGAGAACAAGGAGCGCUCGGAGGCUCUGAGGAGGCAGCAGCUCCUGCAGGAACAGCAGCUCCGUGAGCAGGAGGAGUACAAACGCCAACUACUCGCUGAGCGCCAGAAACGUAUCGAGCAGCAGAAGGAGCAGCGCAGGAGGCUUGAGGAGCAACAGCGGCGCGAGCGGGAGAUGAGGAGGCAGCAGGAGAGAGAGCAGCGGAGACGCGAGCAAGAAGAGAAGAGACGUCUAGAGGAGAUAGAGCGCAGACGUAAGGAGGAGGAGGAGCGCAGGAGAGCAGAGGAGGAGAAGAGGAGAGCAGACCGUGAACAGGAGUACAUCAGGAGGCAGCUUGAAGAGGAGCAAAGACAUCUGGAAAUCCUACAGCAGCAGCUUCUGCAUGAACAGGCCAUGCUACUGGAGUUUAAGUGGAGGGAGCUGGAGGAGCAGAGACAGGCUGAGAGACUGCAGAGAAAGUUACAGCAGGAGCAGGCCUACCUACUCUCCCUGCAACAGGCUAAAAACCUCCAACAGCAGCCUCAAGCUCCGCCCCCUGCCGCAGACAAAAACCGAAACCCCACGCAGCCCCCGUCCUCGGCUCAAAGGAGCAAAAUCCCCCAGCAGCAGCAGCCUCUAUCUGAAAAGAGCAGGAAAGUUCCGGUGGAGCAGGACAAGAGCAAGAACCCCCCGCCACUGACGAACCAGGAGAAGUCCAGAAUCCCGCAGUUGCAGCAGUCAGCUGUCGAAAGGACCAAAACCCCACCGCCAGCGCCAACGUCGUCCUCGUCCUCACAGGACAGGAGCAGGAUUCCUCAACCGCAGGAAAAAAAACAAAUCCCUCAGCCUCAACAGGUUCCCAAAGAGAAAGAGAAGGAUCUUCUUGCUCCUCAAGACCAAACGCGGAGGAGCUCCAUUCCUCAGACCGCCCCCAUCCCCCACGCCCAGGACCAGAACCAGAACCAGGGCCAGGCCACUCACACUCUUCCGUCUCAGUCCCAGUGCCCCGCCCCUGACUCAGAGCCAGUCAGAGAGGCGGAUGAGCGGCACCGCAGGAAUGUUCAAGGCUCUCCACAGGCCGCAGGGGUGCCGAAGCAGCCUCCCGCCGUUCCUCCUCGCGCCGAAACCUAUUCCAACGGUAGCGCCCCCGAGUCGGCUCAGCCUGCCCUGCACCGCCCCAUGGAACCUCAGGUGCAGUGGUCCCAGGUGGCCGCUCUAAAGAGCAGCUCGGGCGCUCCUAACUCCCACUCGCUCUCAUUCAGCGAGUCCGCUCCCUCGCUCGCUCAUGUCCGAGCCCACCAGCACCCGGCCUGCCCCGAGCCGCCGCCCCGCUCGCACGAAGAGCCUCCCCGGGUUCCGGUAAGAACAACCUCCAGGUCACCAGUACUCUCUCGCCGUGACGUCCCUCAGCCAGGUGGCGCGCCUCAGAGCAACCUGCCGCCUCAGAAGAACCUUGCCAGUACCGCAGAUCCACGAUUGCUCUGGGAGCGUGUAGAGAGGAUGGCACCCAGGCCCAGCAGCAGCAGCUCAUCAGGGUCCAGUUCCACAUCCAGCAACUCCAACACCGGGUCAGGAGAAAGAUUCAGACCACGAACCUCUUCUAAGUCUGAGGGCUCUCAACAGAGGCAGGAGCACCCGGCCAAAAAAGCAGAGGAGAAAAAGGACGUAGCUCGGCCCGGGCGUCCGGUGGUGAGAGCUGUAGAGCACACAAGUGUGCAUGAUCUGACGGCUCUGGCCAAAGAGCUGCGUGCCGUGGAGGACGUGAGGCCACCGCACAAGGUCACCGAUUACUCUUCCUCCAGUGAUGAUUCAGGAACAACUGACGACGAAGAUGAUGAAGAGGUGGAUCAGGAGGGAGGAGAGUCCACCUCGGGCCCAGAGGACUCGCGUGGAGGAUCUUCCAGACUGAGCAACGGUGAGACGGAGUCCGUGAAGACCUUGGUCGUCCAUGAAGACGGUGACGAUGCUUCCUCCACCCCGUGCAAAGACAGCACUCUUGUUGUGCGACAGAGCGCAGGUGAUGUUAAAAAGUGCGCGGUGCCCGCGCCGGCCUCGAGCUCGAGCGACCGGAGCGAUCGGAACGGCUAUCCGGGCCGAAUUCACCUCUUGCCCGACCUGCUCCAGCAGAGUCAUCCCUCACCCCCUUCUUCCUGCCCUUCCACCCCGUCUUCCACAUCCUCAUGCCUCAGCAGUCCUGCCCUGUCCCCUCUUGCCACCCCGGACAGACUGCCCUGUUCUCUUGAGUCUCAGUCUGCUACGAUGCAGAAACACAAGUCUUCGUCCUCCUUCACUCCGUUCAUCGACCCGCGUCUGCUCCAGAUCUCUCCAUCCACCGGGAGCGCUCUCAACAACGUGGGUUACGCGAACGACGCAAGGCUGCAGGAGGCGCUGAGGCAGGACGCGUCCCGCAAGGGCUCUGUGGUGAACGUGAACCCGGUGAACACUCGUCCCCAGAGUGACACGCCCGAGAUCCGCAAGUACAAGAAGCGCUUCAACUCUGAGAUCCUGUGUGCCGCUCUGUGGGGUGUGAAUCUUCUGGUGGGGACGGAGAGCGGUCUGAUGCUGCUGGAUCGUAGCGGUCAGGGGAAGGUCUAUCCCCUCAUUAACCGCAGACGCUUUCAGCAAAUGGACGUCCUGGAGGGUUUAAACGUGCUGGUGACCAUAUCAGGGAAAAAGAAUAAGUUGCGGGUGUACUACUUGUCCUGGCUGAGGAACAAGAUUCUCCACAAUGACCCUGAGGUGGAGAAGAAGCAGGGAUGGACCACCGUAGGAGAUCUGGAGGGGUGUGUCCAUUACAAAGUCGUAAAAUAUGAGAGGAUCAAGUUCCUGGUCCUUGCACUGAAGAACUCUGUGGAGGUGUACGCCUGGGCUCCCAAGCCCUACCACAAGUUUAUGGCUUUCAAGUCGUUUGGUGACCUGGUGCACAAGCCCCUCCUGGUGGACCUGACUGUAGAGGAGGGUCAGAGGUUAAAGGUCAUCUACGGGUCCUGCUCAGGGUUCCAUGCUGUAGACGUGGACUCAGGAGCAGUGUACGACAUCUACCUGCCCACUCACAUCCAGACCAGUAUUCAGUCACACGCCAUCAUCAUCCUGCCGAACACGGACGGCAUCGAGCUGCUCGUGUGUUACGAGGACGAGGGUGUGUAUGUCAACACCUACGGCCGCAUCACCAAGGACGUGGUGCUGCAGUGGGGAGAGAUGCCCACCUCUGUGGCAUACAUUCGCUCCAACCAGAUCAUGGGCUGGGGCGAGAAGGCCAUCGAGAUUCGCUCUGUAGAGACCGGACACCUGGACGGAGUGUUCAUGCAUAAGAGAGCUCAGAGGCUCAAGUUCCUGUGUGAGCGCAACGACAAGGUUUUCUUCGCGUCCGUGCGCUCUGGAGGUUCCAGCCAGGUCUACUUUAUGACACUCGGACGCACGUCCUUACUCAGCUGGUAAACACCGACACUCCGCCUGGAAUGACGACGACUCCCUUUCGAGAUGACGACAGCGUCGAGAAUAAAACACGUCCAACCACCUACAGUCCAAACCAGAGAUUCUCAGUGUGAUGAGCAGAAACCACGUCACGUUCAACGACUUUCACUUGCUGUCACAAACCAGACUGAGGCGCUGUAUAGAAAAUUUUAAUUUAGACGAAGAGAGGGGAAAAAAAUAAAAUAAAAAAUGAAGUGUGUAAGAGAGGGAAGGUCUGAGGCGAGUCAGGUCUGGUCUUACAGUAUUACUGCUAGCCGUGUAAAUGUUCUCUUUCUGUAGAAAUCCCUGAUUCACCAAGUGGUGUAGUGUGUGUGGGGGGAGGGGGAGGGGGGGUCAGAGGUUCAGGACGGAAGGUGAAAUUCAGAGACGGAGAGAGAGAGUGUGUGUGUGUGUGUGUGUGUGUAGUAGGUCCCGGGAAAGUGAAGUAAACUUAGGUUAUGAACAGGUGUGUGUGUGUGAAUCGUCUAGACAGAAGGUGGACAAUAAAAUAAUAUUUUAAGGCUGUUAUUAUGAUUAAUAUUAUAAGUAUCAUUAUUAUUAUUAUUAUUAUUAUUAUUAUUAUUCACUAUAAAUACAUGGAUUCUCGUAAUCUUCUACCUGUGAUUUUAAGGACUCGCACGUUCUCACCGUUCCCAGUAAUAUAUAUAUAUAUAUAUAUAAAAAGACAUAGAUAUUUUUCAUUUCACUGAGCUCCUAAUUUUUCUAAAAGGCAGAGAGAGUAACAAGCAUGGACUUUUUUUGAGUGUGUAUAUGCAUUAGCAAGACCCCGCCUCUUUCUUCUCACCGUUGGAUCUCUCUCUCUCUCUCUCUCUCUCUCUCACUCUCUCUCACUCGCUCGUCUCUAGUUUUAUCGAGCGUAUCUGAAAUGAUGUGAAAACAAGAUAUGAAAUAAAAAGGAAGUUGAGACGCGGGAGUUCAGUGCUGUGUGUGUGUGUGAGAGAAAGAGCUUGUCCUCAGAGCAGGUAAACUAAAGUGUUCAGACGCCCCUGGGUUUUAAACUCCGGCGAUGCCGAACACGUCGUCGUCUGAGGUUCGUUAGAUAGAUGUCCACAUGUUUUUUUUGUUUGUUUUUUUCCCCCUAAAUACAACUUUAGAUUUUUCCAGAUAUUUCCGACGCACUAAGUGGGAAUGUAGUGUGAAAUACUGUUCUUGUGCUUAAAAGUUGAAAGGCAUGACUCCACGCUGGUUUAUUUCCUUCCUUCCUUUUUACGGUGUUUAACAGAGUAACAAUAACAAUCUGAGCCUGUCUGAGUCUGUCGUGUGUGACUUUGGAGUCGUUUCGCGGUAGUUUGUGUUCAGCAUCACGUCUUCACCGUGCAAAGAGCGUUCAGUUUCAGUGAAACCAGACCACCGUAAGGGUACCAUAACUCCUCCCCCUUCUCCUCGUGACGUACGUUUAGCAUGAUCGGUGUGAUUCCACCCCCUGUGUGUGUAUGUAUCUGGGGUCCUGUCAGGUGACCUGCCGCUUAUGGUUUUUUAACGUUUCUUUAGAGCGUCUCUCACUCACACACUCUCACACACACACACACACACUCACACCCACACACGGUGUCCUAUGUUACUGAAGUCCUCUCAGCUGUACCACUGAGGAGAGCAAUAGCAAUCUCACAACACAUACAUUAAGUUUAACCUGCUUCUUGAGGCUUCGUUUGUUCUUUAAGACAAAUGAAUUAAUCUGAUCCUAUAGCUCGGAAUGUGUGUGUGUGUGUCAACAUGCGCUGUAUGGGUCUGUCAUAAACAUUUUCUCACAUGUACCUCGUAAUUUUGCUUCAGUUUUACAGUUAUCCUUCUAAUCACACACACACAUUGUUCACCAUCAUACACUUUGGUUAGGUGCUUUUUAUUUAAUAGUUUGUAUAAUUUUAUUUAAUGCUAAUAAGUAUUAAUUAUUGUUGCGGUUGUUUUCCACGCGUGAAGCUUAGCUGUGGCUCGGCUCGUGGCGUUUGCGCUAGAAGCAUCCAGAGACUCCAGAGACACGAUGGAGAAACUUAAGACCUGAUGUAGGAGACGAAACGCAGUCUUUUUUUCUGUUUUCUUUUUUUUAAAGCUUCGAGUGCUCCAGUUCUAGACCUAGUGAAGCUUUAACUCUAGACGUUUUCUCUCUAACUGUAUGAUUUUUGCGUCUCUGCAGCCGUGAAGCGAUCCUAGUGCAGUGGUAAUAUACAGUAGUGCUCACUUAUUAUACUGUUCACCUGUGAGGAAAAAUGUUUACAGAGGCAAACACUAAUGUUCAUUUUAUUUAUGUUUUCUCUUACAGAACUCCUAGCUUGUUUUUUUGUAUUGUACUUUUUGUUUUUUCUUUCCUCAGUUGUUUAAGGCUAAUAACUCAGACAGAUUAUGAAUACUGACGUUUCAGAAACGUUCCCGACUGAUUUGGAUGUCUGUGUUUCAGUCGUGGCACUGUAUCGUUCGUCCUCUCUGUGUGUGGCAGGAACUCCUGUAUUUUUCUGAUGGUCCUUUGUUUUUUCUUUGAAAAUAAACUCCUAAGAUAAUUUAAGCAA